AUGGUAGACGGAGCCGCCAUUACCACACGCAGUCCGCAUUCGGCAGUUAAGGUGACACAAAUUGAAUUGUCGCUCGAUAAUACGGCCGUCUGGUUCCAGAACCGUCGCGCGAAGUGGCGCAAGAAAGAGCAGACCCGGAAGGGCCCGGGACGCCCGGCCCACAACGCCCACCCGCAGACCUGCUCGGGCGAACCCAUCCCUCCUGCAGAACUGGAACGCCGAGAGCGACUUCGGCGGGAGAAGAAGAUCCUGAAGCAGCUGGAGCGCCAGCAGCGCAAGCUGACCCUCAAGGGCGUCCACGUGACCAUCGAGCAGCUGCGGCGCGAGUACGAGAACCAACACAAGCCGGAGCCUGAGAUCGAUGUGGUGGGCGACUGCUCCGAUUCCGAAGACACUCGCGACUUCGAUGACAAUCCAACUCGCGAUUCUUCGUCUUCGCAGGAGCCGCCCACGCCCACGCCCACUUCGCCCAAGAGCCCAACCACCCCACCGCCAAAGCGGCCUCGUCCUUCCACAUUUUCCAUCGCAUCUCUCCUCUCGCUGUCAGAGUCUUCGGACUCUCCGCAGGAGACGCCAAACAGCGUCUCAGCGUCGCUAAUGACCGGACAGGUGACCUCCCUCGUUACGGCCACAUCAACCACCCAAAUCACCCUCAAUUCUUCAGUUGCCUCGUUGUCCGUGUCGCAAAAUACUCCCUCGAACCGGGACUCAGACCUCGUCCAUCACAUUCCCUCCCUCUCCUUUCUCCCUUCCUCCAUCAGCGUCAGUGUCCGGAGACCAACGUCCCCGCUGGACGACCAUUAGCUAAUGAGGAUGAUCCUCUAAGCUCAUGAUCGUCUAAGCUCACGAUCAGUUAAGCUCAUGAUCGUCUAAGCUCAUGAUCGUCUAAGCUCAUGAUCGUCUAAGCUACCGAUGGUCUAAGCUCAUGACCGUCUAAAAUCAUGAUCAUCUAAGCUCAUGAUCAUCUAAGCUCACGAUCAGCUAAGCUCAUGAUCGUCUAAGCUCAUGACCGUCUAAGCUACCGAUCGUCUAAGCUCAUGAUCGUCUAAGCUCAUGAUCAUCUAAGCUCAUGAUCAUCUAAGCUCACGAUCAGCUAAGCUCAUGACCGUCUAAGCUCAUGAUCAUCUAAGCUCAUGAUCAUCUAAGCUCACGAUCAGCUAAGCUCAUGACCGUCUAAGCUACCGAUCGUCUAAGCUCAUGAUCGUCUAAGCUCAUGAUCAUCUAAGCUCAUGAUCAUCUAAGCUCAUGAUCAGCUAAGCUCCCCACACACACCCUCCAGAGUAGGAAGAGAGAUCAGCCUACUGACGAAGGCAUUUAAGUCAGGUGUUAAGUCCUCUUUUAUUUUUUAGAAGGCCACCAAGACUUUAACGGGUUCGACUGACUAUUAUAGCUUUAGUUCGCUUGUGAACGUUUCGCUGUGUACAUAGCUGGGAAAACGUCGCAUGUGUCUCCCGCCAAACAUCCCAACUCCGCCCCCUCCAAAGCCGUGUGAUAUUAACUCUGUAAAAUAAUCCUGUAUACAGUGGUUCUCGAUCCUGACGAUCUGCGCGAGAGUAGACGGGAAUAGAAGGUCCUGUAUAUACGUUUGUAGCGACUAGCCUGACGCCUCUGUGACUAGCCUGCGACCUGUGACUAUCCUGCCGCCUGUGAGAGACUCUCAAAAGAACAAAUCCACAAGGGCCGUGACGAGGAUUCGAACCUGCGUCCGGGAGCAUCCCAGACGCUGCCUUAAUCGACUGA
Messenger RNA from Procambarus clarkii (red swamp crayfish), 1740 nucleotides. The record is from RefSeq and is a predicted model, not a curated record. NCBI's taxonomy places the organism in Eukaryota, Metazoa, Arthropoda, Malacostraca, Decapoda, Cambaridae.